CAUACAUUUCGCCUCGUGGUCACUUAACAGUAAAUAGAGGAGUUGAAGCAAGAGAAAACGAGAUCGCCAAUAUUCGCUUAGAAGCAGAACCGUUGAGCUCGAGUCGUGCGCUUACUGAAUGCAGCCAAAGCCAUGCAAGUGGUGCAUUGGCUGCUGGCGACGCGCCGACUCUACCGUCUUCACCACCAUCUAUAUGCGAUCAAUCUGCUUCUUACGUGGUAGUGCAGAAACAGAGGGGGAGGGUAGGAACGCGCCUGCCUGCUGCCUCCAGCCCCACCGCUGUAUUUCCGUGCCAAACGACGCCAGGUGGCGAAAACAACACCAUCCCGGCUACAGUUUUGUUAGCUUGCCCGGCCUUUGCUGCACUACAUCAGCAAUCUUGGGACAAAGCCCGAUCACUACUCGAUACGGGCAAACAAGUCGGUACGCCGUUUCCUGGUGACAUGGCAGACGGAAAGUAUGCUAAUACAGUCCUACAGGACAAAAACAAAAACGAGAAAAAAUCAAGGAAAUCCUUGUGGAAAAAAAUGUGCGAUACAAAAAGACAAGGUCUAGAAUUAUUUGACAGUGAUCAAGGACCCGACCGCAUUGAGGUAUACCACUUUGAAAAGACCAAUGAAUAUCUGUGUGCGCGGGACGCCACAGGAAUAACGCACGUGGAGCGUGCGGCUCGAUACCUCCGGCGACCCGCCACUGCCUUGCUGUCUGAGCUACUGGCCGUGCCGCGCGUUCUGAUUGCCGUACCGGUUGCGAUAGUAUUGCAGAUUGAAAGGUGCAUAUUAUUGGGAGUGCGCAGCGUAAUGACGGGUGCUCUACAGGCCGCGUCGGAUCAGUUGCUGAAACCGACUUUAGCAUUAGCUUUUAACGCGAUAGUGCAGCCGCCUUUAGUAUUCGCAACACAAACGGCUAGCGCGCUUCGCGAAGUCAUGCGUCCUGUCACACUCGCACUUGGCGACGUUCUUGAGCCAUUCACACGCCUGGUAUCUUCACUGCGCCUCAUCCAUAUAGAACGUCGAUGUACAUGUACUCACCAAGUGUGAACUGCUUAUUGAAUCUUUUUCGCCACAUAUAUCAAAUGAUAAAAAAAGA
Molecule: messenger RNA, 1089 nt
Organism: Vanessa atalanta (red admiral)
Lineage: Eukaryota; Metazoa; Arthropoda; Insecta; Lepidoptera; Nymphalidae
Exons: 8
Coding region: 444-1040 (198 amino acids)
Source: RefSeq, a predicted model, not a curated record